UCACAUACUCGUCAACGCCUUCUGAAAUAUUACAGGAAAACUGAAGAAAAAUCAAAAUUUUUGUGUUUACAAAUUUUUAAUCAAAUUGGGAGUUUAGCUGCUAUCCCGAGGGUUACCAAUGGAUGCCGGGCACAGAAAGGUGAUAGUUGUGGAAUCGAAAAGCAACUACGACAAGCUCAUCGAGGAUGCGGGGGCCAACAAAUAUGUUCUAGUCGAGUUCUAUGCCACCUGGUGUGGUCCUUGCGCGAUGAUUGGGCCCCGUUUAGAGCAACUGGCAACGGAAUACUCCGGACGGAUGUUAAUUCUCAAGAUCGACGUGGAUCAGAACGAAGAUCUGGCCGUCCAGUACGAGGUCAGCAGCAUGCCUACGUUCCUGAUCAUCAAGAACCGGGUAACACUCAUCCAAUUCGUGGGCAGCAAUGUCGAUAGAGUGGUCACCACGGUGGAAAAAUUUGUGGGCAAGGUUGAGGAGGCUAAGGAGAGAAAACCAAGCCAAGCUGCUCCUUUGACAAAACUGUAAGGAUUUCGAAAAAUAUAUAUCUUUCGGGUAUUUUUAAACGAUCUGUAAUGCAAAUUAAAGUGUGUGGAAAAAUGUUA
Messenger RNA from Drosophila subpulchrella, 597 nucleotides. Its product is annotated as thioredoxin-2. The coding region runs from base 119 to 520 and encodes 133 amino acids. Lineage: Eukaryota; Metazoa; Arthropoda; Insecta; Diptera; Drosophilidae. The transcript has a single exon. The record is from RefSeq and is a predicted model, not a curated record.